Messenger RNA from Branchiostoma belcheri (Belcher's lancelet), 1002 nucleotides. RefSeq lists its product as uncharacterized. Lineage: Eukaryota; Metazoa; Chordata; Leptocardii; Amphioxiformes; Branchiostomatidae. The transcript has 7 exons. The record is from RefSeq and is a predicted model, not a curated record. The coding region runs from base 148 to 801 and encodes 217 amino acids.
AGCACUACAAAACAGGUCACGCAAGAAACGUUUUUGCAUUGCUCGUAUACCUACCGUUUAGACUAGUUUUGUUUCUCCUGACUCGUUUGCCUGUUUUAUUUGGUGUUUCAGCAUCCUUCAGCACAGUCCAUAACAGUCGGCCGAUAGAUGGCGCUGCUGCAGCAGAGGACGCUGGUGCCCCUGGGACUGGCCCUCCUGGCGCUGGCCGGCCUCAGCAUCAUCUUCGGUAUCACCGCCGAGGCCAUCCAGGGCGGCGCCGCCAACAGACACAAGUUUACCUACAAGUCCUCCCCGCUCUACUACUCACCCAUCUGGGCAGGAAUACUGAUAAUCUUCACAGGUCUGGUGUCCAUUUCGAGUGGGAAGGACCGCUUCGGUGUCUUUAAGCUCUCCAUGGUCCUGACCCUGUCUACCGUGGCGUAUGUGGCCGCCCUGGCCGCCUUCCUGAUCGCCACGGUAGCGCUGGCCUUCAUCCCUCACGAGUACCCGUACUACUGCCUCCGCGGGUUUAACGAUCUGGCCCGCAGCGGGGCAUACUCGGAUAGGCUCUGCGCAGGAAUGAAGGGAAUGAUGGGCCUGGCCCUGAUACUGGCCAUACUGGAGUUGGUCAUCAUCCUCCUGAUCAUGUUCAUCACCUGUAAACUGCUUCGCGAAAAGGACCAAUGGGCUGCAAAGCAACGAACGACGAGGAUGGCACCUCAACCUGAUGGAAUGGUGAUCCUGACGCAGUAUCCAGACCCCAAACCCCCCAAUGGAAACAAGACUGCUGGCUAUGACAAUGGUACAUACAGUGCCCCCUAGCAAUGUCCUGAUGCAGUGCAAGUAAAUAAGAAUUGUGUUGAUACUAGUAUACAAAACAGGAUAUCAACAGGAUAUGAUGGACUACAUUCAGAAAUUGUGUGCACAUGUGGCAGAAGAUAUUUUUUUCACAAAUGUACUAAGCUACAGAUUACUGUUAUAAACAUAAAUGUAUGUACCCUCAAAAUAUCUAAGCAAAAAAAA